Brugia pahangi is the source of this 264-nucleotide messenger RNA. The record is from the annotation of a GenBank genome assembly. Lineage: Eukaryota; Metazoa; Nematoda; Chromadorea; Rhabditida; Onchocercidae.
AUGAAAGAAUUAAAUACAUUGCUAUCAAAAACUGAUGGACAAUCCGUUCCGGGAACGCAACUCCGGCAACUUGCACAACGUUUCGGACUUACUGGAAUGAAUGCUGAACAGAGUUUGGAAUUGGUGAAGAAUUUUAUGAACUUAAAAGGAUUACAGUCUAAAAUAGCAGAUGGUGAUGAUCAAGAACAAAAUAAAAAACUUGAACCAAUAAGGCCUAUUAAUGCACCACCUCAUUUUAUAUCAGUAAAAAUUUCCAUUAUGUAA